Ogataea philodendri is the source of this 804-nucleotide messenger RNA. RefSeq lists its product as uncharacterized. Gene Ontology annotation, molecular function: RNA polymerase II transcription regulatory region sequence-specific DNA binding; DNA-binding transcription factor activity, RNA polymerase II-specific. Lineage: Eukaryota; Fungi; Ascomycota; Pichiomycetes; Pichiales; Pichiaceae. The coding region runs from base 1 to 804 and encodes 267 amino acids. The transcript has a single exon. Gene Ontology annotation, biological process: regulation of transcription by RNA polymerase II. The record is from RefSeq and is a predicted model, not a curated record. Gene Ontology annotation, cellular component: nucleus.
AUGGGCGACCCACGAAAUAUGAACGCACCACCAAUAUUACCUCCAGCUUCUUCGCUGAUCUUCCCAAACAGAAACUCCCAUGCACAGUCGGUGCCACCACCUCCACUGGUGGCGUUGCCGCCCUUGACCAGAUACCCUUACAGCAUGGCACCGCAGGACCACUCUCUGCCGCCACUGGGAAAGCUAGUGUUUGACUCCCAGUCCGGUGCCCGUCCAUCUCCUGGAUCUGUGGCUUAUUCAUACCCUCCGGCAGCGUCGGAGCCAGUCCUGAAACAGUCCCCGCCAAGCUCGCCGCCAAAACCGCAUAGAAAGCGCACAUCGUCGUCAACUCCGUCGCAUCCCCGCAAGAAGAGAGAAUGUCCGAUCUGCCACAACUACUUCAGUAAUCUGACAACUCAUCGCGCAACACACAUCCAAGAUUCUCGGCCAUUCACCUGCCAGACAUGCUCGCGCUCGUUCAAACGACUCAAUGACCUCAUGAGACAUGAAAAAUGCCACCUGUCCAAGCUCGGAGAGUGGGAGUUCCGGUGCCCAUUUUUCAUCAACGACCCGGCAGGACGCAGCGAGAACUGCCACCACUCGGGCCAGUUCACCAGAUGCGACACCUACAAGAACCAUCUCAAGGCCAUCCAUUUCAAGUACCCGCCAAACACGCCCAAGAGCGACCGGUCCAAGGUGAGUGGCAGCUGCCGCGAAUGCGGCAUGUACUUCAACAACGUGCAGGAAUGGCUCACCACCCAUGUGGAGACCAAAGAAUGCACCAGAAAGCUGGACACAGGCGGGCGCAAGAAAUUCAUGACAUAA